Molecule: messenger RNA, 1654 nt
Organism: Pseudonaja textilis
Lineage: Eukaryota; Metazoa; Chordata; Lepidosauria; Squamata; Elapidae
Gene: CAMK4
Product: calcium/calmodulin dependent protein kinase IV
Biological process (GO): protein phosphorylation
Molecular function (GO): ATP binding; protein kinase activity
Source: RefSeq, a predicted model, not a curated record
AGAAGCCGCCGCUAGCCGCUUUGUCCUCUUGUUUCCUCGCAGCCUCUGAGCAGCCGGCGAAUCCCGGCGGACCCCAACACCGCCGCUUGAACCUCCACCGCAGCAUGCUCAAAGUCACCAUGCCCUCCUCCACGUCUUCGUCGCCUCCCUCUGCCUCCGCCACCCUCAGCGCCACUGGCACUCUUGCCUCGGGCUCUGCCCCUCUCCCUGCCUCAACCCCGGGCCGGGUCGGAGGUGUCGCCACCCCUGUAUCUGCCGGCUCCACCAAACCGGAUUUUUGGAUCGACGGCUCCAAUAGGGACACCCUCACGGAUUAUUACGACUUGGAGUCAGAGCUGGGACGGGGUGCUACAUCUAUUGUCUACAGGUGCAGGCAGAAAGGAACUCAAAAGCCUUUUGCUGUCAAAAUCUUGAAGAAAACUGAGUUGCCUGCUGAAGAGCUCUGUGCAACUCUAAAGAAGUUAUUUGAAGAACAGGUAGAUAAAAAGAUUGUCCGAACAGAAAUAGGUGUUCUUCUUCGACUUUCACAUCCAAAUAUUAUAAAAUUGAAGGAGAUAUUUGAAACCCCCACAGAAAUCAGCCUUGUCUUAGAACUGGUAACAGGAGGAGAGCUGUUUGACAGAAUUGUGGAAAAAGGAUAUUACAGUGAGCGAGAUGCUGCUGAUGCAGUGAAGCAGAUCCUGGAGGCGGUUGCUUAUUUACAUGCCAAUGGAAUUGUUCACCGGGAUUUGAAACCAGAAAAUUUAUUGUAUGCAACUCCAGCUCCAGAUGCACCUUUAAAAAUAGCUGAUUUUGGACUUUCCAAGAUAGUUGCAGAUCAUGUUACCAUGAAAACAGUCUGUGGAACUCCAGGAUAUUGCGCACCAGAAAUUCUACGAGGGUGUGCUUAUGGCUCAGAAGUGGACAUGUGGUCCAUAGGAAUAAUCACCUAUAUCCUACUUUGUGGCUUUGAACCAUUCUAUGAUGAAAGAGGAGAUCAGUAUAUGUUCAAGAGGAUUCUCAACUGUGAAUAUGAUUUUGUUUCUCCUUGGUGGGAUGAUGUAUCUCUGAACGCCAAGGAUUUGGUUAGGAAGCUAAUUGUUCUUGACCCUAAAAAACGCCUUACCACUUUCCAAGCUUUACAGCAUCCUUGGGUCACAGGAAAGGCAGCCAAUUUUAUUCAUAUGGAUACAGCUCAAAAGAAACUCCAAGAAUUCAAUGCUCGACGUAAACUGAAGGCUGCUGUGAAAGCUGUUGUUGCAUCAACUCGUCUUGGAAGUGCAAGCUGCCAUAGCAGCCAUGACAGCAAUAAGCUCAGCGAAAACCAGCUUGCAAGCUCAGAAGAUGGUGCAGAAGAAAAAGAGACAUCAAUAUGCCACAUAAUUCAGGAAAGGGGCAUUCAGGAACAAGGAUCUGAAGGAGGAGAGCCGUAAACCUUGCAAUGUCUUCUUCUAAGCAAAGACCUCCCAUUUCAUGCACCAGCCAAAUUACCAUUCAACAAGAAUGAAUUAUGGAUGACUUUGCUUUCAGAUGUAAAGUCCAACUGUAGCUGGUGACCUGCCUGAACUUUAAUGCAUGUGAUUGCUUCUGAAAAACAGUAAAGUCUUUUAUUGGCAUGCCGUGGAUAAAGUGAUGUUUACAAUAAUGCCAACAGGUGAAUUGGAGAAUAGGAAGU